Malus domestica (apple) is the source of this 855-nucleotide messenger RNA. RefSeq names its product stellacyanin-like. Gene Ontology annotation, molecular function: electron transfer activity. The record is from RefSeq and is a predicted model, not a curated record. Gene Ontology annotation, cellular component: plasma membrane. Lineage: Eukaryota; Viridiplantae; Streptophyta; Magnoliopsida; Rosales; Rosaceae.
CGUAGUCCAUUUUCAAAAAAGAUUGUUAAACACAAUAUAGCUUUUGGUCUUCAGUCGCCUUAUUUGAAAGCAAGGAAACUCGCCUUCGAUAAGUUAAACACAAUCAAUUCUAUAGCCUUUGGUCAUCCUUCCCUUUUGUAUAAGUAGUAGACGUUAAAAUGAUUGAUUCAUCAUCCACCAAAAAACAUAAUUUCCAAAGAGAAAAAGAAGAGAUUAGGGGUUUUAGCCAGGGACGACGUAAAGAAGAACACACAGCAGAGAAAUGGUGAGUCGUAUGGGAUUGGUUGGGUGCUUUCUUCUUGUUGCAGUGGCCUUGUUCAACGGUGCCACAGCUGAUACUUACACAGUCGGAGACGAUUUGGAAUGGACUAUUCCUCCAGCCGGCUCUAUUGCCUACACCACCUGGGCUAACACAAAAAGAUUUCAGAAUAAUGAUACAAUAGUAUUCAAGUGGAGUGGAUCACACACAGUAGCUGAAGUAUCGAAGGCUGAUUACGAUAACUGCUCAAAUUCGAACCAUCUUGCUUUUUAUGAUUCCAGCCCUGCAAGUAUUACACUGACUUCCAACGUGACCCGUUACUUCAUCUGCACCGUAGGUAAUCACUGCAGUGAUUUAGGGCAGAAGGUGACUAUCAAGAUUUCUGAAGAUGAUGAUCGCUGGUGGGACCACAACGCCUCUUCUUCUCUCACCGUUAAUAUUGGUGCCCUAAUCCUCUCCACUGCGAUGGCCAUCUUCUUCUAUAGCUUUAAUUAAGUGUACUUAAUACCUCGUAUUUAUUCAUGUAUUAUCGAAAUUAUGUUCAUCCUUUUGAUUGAUAGUUUUCAUUAUUAAUAAAACAAUGAUUUUUCCGUUCA